CGAAAAACUGGUGGAGCAGAAGAACUCCCAAAAUACGAUUCUUCAAAGACUAUAACUCUUGGCCACGACUAGCCUAUGCAUCGACCAGCCUGAAACAUACUAUACCACGAACGACCAGAGGUUACAAUCGAUUACAACCCCUCAUCGACAUGUUUUACAACGCGUCAAAAGGCAAAGUGUUGAAUGAACAAAGGCAAACCUCUGCCCUUGGAGAUAAAUGGCCAUCAGUGGCGCAUUCCAUGUUGAAUAUGAGCAGUUUGCAAGAAGUCGAUAACAAAGUCUCUGUUCUGUUAUUGUUGAUUGUUACCACGGCUCCUUCGAGAUUUGACAGAAGAGAAGCAAUCAGAGCAACGUGGUGGAAAAACUGCGAUGGAGCUGAGGUCAUGUGCAAGUUCUUCACCGAUGGUCUCCAGUUGACUAAAGAGCUACAGAAAAAUCUCUCCGCGGAGCAGAAGAUUCACAGGGAUAUCGAGUUUAUGCCAUUUGAAGAAACAAGAAUUUUUGGAAUACGCUUCUUGUACCAGAUAAUGUGGGCGAAAGCAAAAUAUGAAUUCAAAUUUAUGUUACACAUGGAUGACGACUACUUUUUAUGCUUGGAAAAACUUAAAUCGGAGUUGUACCACAGACCGAAAAAAUCACUAGUUUGGGGUUCAUAUCACUGCUCAUUUAAAGACAUCAUUUAUGUCGAUGAAGCGUGGAUAAUAUUUUCUUCGGACGUUAUAGAGCAGUUCCUCUCUCAAGAUCCACAAACCAUUUUAUGCCAUCCACAUAGCGAUCAACAAAUUGCAGUUUGGCUCAGUACUUUGUAUGGCAGUAAGAAGAGCUUGAUAGAAUUUCACGAUGGAAGGCUUCACCACUACCCGCCAGCAAGAAAACUAGACAAAUUCAAUAAUUUACCACAGGUUUGUGACAAUUUCCUUGGAGUGCACGGAAGCUCGCCAGAAAUGAUAAAAAAGUUUGGGCGCAACAGCGCUGAUAGGCGUCGUAUUUUAAAACUUCCAAAAUUAACUCGUAUAACGGAGACGUGCCAUUUUCCUAAUGUGUUUAACAUCUCUAAAGUUGCUGGAAUGUAUCAGUUUGAUUUGAGACCGUGUAUAACAAACCCACGAUGGACACCCGGUGAAGGAAUGUGGCGUGGUACACAAUGAGAUCAGCAGCAGAAAAAGAUUAGCAUAAAGAAGAGAAACUGCAUCGAUCUGACCGCCGAAUGACUCCGUCUUGUGUCACAUAACCAAAAUCGUCCUUCUAAAACGGAUUCAUUUAACAAUAAACUAGAGGAGGAAACUCAGAUGUAGUGCAUACCAUUAACAUCGCGUUCUGCUAGGCUUGGAAGAGGUGUUAAUCACGUAUUAUGUUCGUAAGAGCAAUUUGUAAUGGAGUGUCGCAAGUUACUCGAGAUUGCACUAACUCUGCUGUGAUUGGUCUAGAAAACUCAUGCCACCCUCUCAACCAAUCAGAUGCAAAACUUGAACCAAUCGAGACUAGGUUUCUCGCGUUUUCCCGCCCUUCAGACAGUAGGCCCAUUUUUACCUUGAGAUUUCAUUGGCUCCUUAUGAGAUUUUCCUUUGUUCUGGUGGGCUGUUGUGAUUUCUUUUCCACGAAUAGCAAGUAGCCUCUAUGACUGCGUCUGUUUCUGUUUACAGACCCAGCUUCCCUCGAUUUAUAACUCCACAAUUUGAAUUAAAUAAUCAAAAAUUUACCUCGGAUGAAAUUCAAGUCAAUAUAUGAUCCUUGAAGGG
This is a messenger RNA of Pocillopora verrucosa, 1739 nucleotides long. The record is from RefSeq and is a predicted model, not a curated record. NCBI's taxonomy places the organism in Eukaryota, Metazoa, Cnidaria, Anthozoa, Scleractinia, Pocilloporidae.